UGCCGACCCCUAUGUGCACCGUAUCCAUGAGUCUCGUCAACUGCUCCACGUCAUCUGUAUCGAUCUCGUCGUCCUGGAUUUCCUCCUGCAUUUUUCUACCCUUUGUCGUCUUGUAUUCCUUUUCUUCUCGCUGUUUCUCAAGAGCCUCAGCGAGUGAGAAAACUACGGGCUGCAUGGACCCGAAUCGUGGAGUAGCGAACUGUCCGUAGUGCAUCUGAAGCACUCCAUUACACACUAGAGUGAACCCUUCGUUUGCUAGACACAUGGCCUCCAGUAGAUGCAUGCGGGCGUUGUGCAGCCGAGGGAGCGGCAGAUCUUUCGGUGGGGCGGGGAAGCACUCGAUGCACAUGCCUUCUCCGCCCUCGGCUUCCUCCGGUACAAGCUGGUGCCAGUCUGAGCAGCAUUUCUGGCCAAAAUGCACCGAGUCGCGCUCGUAAAAGACUUUAAGGCCGAAAGUGGCGAGAGAUUCACUCAACUCGGAUGUGAGUAGAUUUGAAAGGCAACGCAGCAGCCGCGAGAGGUCGUGUGGCGUCAGGAACGGCACGAGCUGCAGAUGGAGCAGCGUCACCAGGUCUGGCAGUGUGAUAACGUCGGGGGAUGGAGGUGCAAGGCGGCACGGCUUCUUCAUAUUCCGAGCGGCGGUCGCGGCACGGCGCUUGACCAUGGUGACGAGUGCGGAAUUGGGAGAAGGAUGGGGAGUGAUGGUCAAGUUCAACUUUCGGGGGGACAGAUACGACCACCGAAAGAGGACAUUUCAAGUCAAAAGAGUAGUGAAGUGAUACGUACAAUAUGCACGUUAUUCACAAUGCUGAUGCUCAUAGCAGCUCGACACUCUCUCGCUCAAUGUCGUCACGCUGGCAGCCAUCGUUCCUAAAGCGGCAUCGAUGCUGACGUUGGAAAUUCACCUUUUGUGUUGCAUUACUGAAUGACAAUGUGGUUGACAAACUAACGCUUCGCCCAAGUCUACUUCGCCAGUUUCCCCGAACCAGCACAUCGAUCGAAGACUAACAGCAACUUCAUCCACGCUUACUUAGUCUGCAGGACACCGGCGGCAAUCAACUUCUCGAUCUUGGCCAUGAUACCCGGGUUCUGCAGGUGACGCUGAGCGCCCAUCGGGUCCGUCUGGAAAUCGUUCAGCACGUUCUGCAUCACCGGGUCGCGCAAGAUAGCCUGGAUUUCGGGGUCAGCCAUGCCGUGACGAGCACGCUCCUCGUCGGUCUCGCCGCUCUGGAUCUUGUACAUGACAUUCCGCAGUCCGUCGAUGCACUCCUGGUGGUUCGGGUCAAGUGCCAGACCCUUCUCAUAGCUCUCACGGGCCUUGUGGAACUCCUUCAUGAAGCACUGGAUAGCACCCAUGCGAGAGUAUGCCUUGACGUACUUGGGGUCGAGCUCAAUGGCCUUCUCACAGUCCUUCUUGGCCUCGUUGAACGACGUCAGCUUCGUGUACGCAGCAGCACGGUUAGCGUAGUACACAGCACAGGACGGGUCGCGUUUGAUGGCUUCCGUGUAGCGCUCGACAGCCUUGGGGAACUCGCCGUUCUUGAAGAACUCGUUGCCCUCGUUCUUGGCCGCCAGAGCCUUCUCCGGGUCAAUGUAUGCGAGUUCCUUGGCCUUACGCAGCUUCACCUGCAGCGCCUUGAUCUUGCGCUCCACGUCCUUCGUGCGGUUCUCCAUCUGUGCGCCUUCGUACGCGUCGAUGGCGGCCGUCAGGUUCUCUUCCGUCUCGCCCUUCUUCAAGUGAGCAUUGCCAAUACGCACGUAGGCCUUGGCAAUCAGCGCGUAGUCCGCGCGGUUGGCGCGUCCGACUUCAAUGGCUUUCCUAAAAAAAAAAAUAAAAAAAAAUCAGUAUCCAAAGUUUGAAAGAAACAGUAAAAAAAAACAUACUUGCAGUCUUCGA
Molecule: messenger RNA, 1897 nt
Organism: Phytophthora nicotianae INRA-310
Lineage: Eukaryota; Oomycota; Peronosporomycetes; Peronosporales; Peronosporaceae
Exons: 1
Coding region: 554-874 (106 amino acids)
Source: RefSeq, a predicted model, not a curated record